This is a messenger RNA of Malurus melanocephalus (red-backed fairy wren), 721 nucleotides long. RefSeq names its product dual serine/threonine and tyrosine protein kinase-like. Lineage: Eukaryota; Metazoa; Chordata; Aves; Passeriformes; Maluridae. The transcript is spliced from 4 exons. The record is from RefSeq and is a predicted model, not a curated record. The annotation marks the transcript as partial.
GUUAUCCCAUCAGGAAUGGAUCCAAAGGACAUUUUUUCCCUUUCCCUUUGUGCAGACAUCAUCAUCCCCGAGAACGGCGAGCCCGUCAGCUCCAAGGACAUCAAAUGUUGCAUCAAACAAAUCCAGGAGCUGAUCAUCUCACGGCUCAACCAGGCUGUGGCCAACAAACUGAUCAGCUCCGUGGAUUAUCUGCGUGAGAGCUUCGUGGGGACUCUGGAGCGCUGCCUCAAGAGUUUGGAGGAGUCCUGGGAGGUGUCUGUGCACCCCUCCCGGAGCUUGGAGAAACCCAAGGAUGGCUCCGUGCACAUCACGAGCAAUUAUCUCAAACAGAUCCUAAACGCAGCUUAUCACGUGGAAGUCACCUUCCACUCGGGCUCUACAGUGACCAGGAUGCUGUGGGAACAGAUCAAACAGAUCAUCCAGCGGAUCACCUGGGUCAGCCCCCCAGCCAUCACCAGCGAUUGGAAGAGGAAGGUGGCCCAGGAUGCCAUCGAGAGCCUCAGCGCCUCCAAACUGGCCAAGAGCAUCUGCAGCCAGUUCCGCACGCGCCUCAACAGCUCCCACGAGGCUUUCGCCGCCUCCCUGCGCCAGCUGGAGGACGGUCACUCGGGCCGGCUGGAGAGGACGGAGGAUCUGUGGCUGAAGGUGAGGAAGGAGCACGCCCCGCGCCUGGCCCGGCUGGCCCUGGAGAGCAGAUCCCUGCAGGAUGUGCUGCUGCACG